Molecule: messenger RNA, 990 nt
Organism: Macroventuria anomochaeta
Lineage: Eukaryota; Fungi; Ascomycota; Dothideomycetes; Pleosporales; Didymellaceae
Exons: 1
Coding region: 373-921 (182 amino acids)
Source: RefSeq, a predicted model, not a curated record
UUUCGACCAAAGCCACUAACCAUAUGAUGCGAAGCAUUCUCAACGGCGAGUUUAGAGCCUGCACAAGCAUGACCUGCGACGCUGCGAAUACGAAGUGCUCCACCGAGACUUGAAGAGGACUCCCAAUUGCAGAUACACACUUGAUGUGGGUGAUCGAUCUCGGCACGCGGGGUAGGAGCCAUUUCCCGGGUUUCAGGCUUCGGCUCCCCGAAUCAAGUGUAACAGAUGCUACAAUGAGGCCUUUAACUAGUCCAGGGAGUAGGGAAUGGUUGCAGCCUCCAGAACUAAGACUCGAACAUUGAUCCCUACCGCCAUCAGCACAACCAGGCCUUACCUCCUCGUUUUUUCCUCGUCCAGUCUCUGCUGCGCAACAUGGCACACACGGGUGACCUUCGAAAGAUCCAGAGGUAUAUCACGGGCCACAAUGACAAAGGCCAGGCCAUCUUCAGCAACGCUUUCGACGAGGAAAGCAAGAUGAAAGCCAACGAUGACGGCAUCGCAUUUGCCCUCAGCUACACCACGAAGGGUUUCCCUGUCGACAUGACGCAUGACCAGGACCUCAAAGUUUACGAGAAGUACUUGAACAGCCCGCCAGGCCUGGUUGUAUCAGGUGGAACCGUGCUUCGACACGUCGACAUUCCUCCAAGCAUGGAGUGCACGAUGCACCGGACUGUGAGCCUCGACUACGGCUGCGUGCUCGAAGGGGAGGUGGAGCUACUACUCGAUAGCGGCGAGAAGCGUAUUAUGAAGCGGGGCGACGUUGCGAUUCAGCGUGGGACGAUGCAUCAAUGGAUCAACCAAAGCAAGACGGAGUGGACGAGGAUGUUGUUCGUGUUGCAGGAGAGCAAGCCGUUGGAAAUCGCAGGCGAGAAGUUCGGCGAACAAUUGGCGGGCAUGGCGGGCGUACGUUCAUCAGACUGAGGCUUGUAUGGCUGGUUUGGGUGGGCGAUGUAGAUAGAAUUCAGAAGGCAGAGAGCUUCGAGCGUCCAG